Molecule: messenger RNA, 1477 nt
Organism: Bombus pyrosoma
Lineage: Eukaryota; Metazoa; Arthropoda; Insecta; Hymenoptera; Apidae
Product: pancreatic triacylglycerol lipase-like
Exons: 8
Coding region: 163-1155 (330 amino acids)
Biological process (GO): lipid metabolic process
Molecular function (GO): lipase activity
Source: RefSeq, a predicted model, not a curated record
UUUCUCGAAUAACGAAGUCGUAGUAGGAAUUACGAAAUUGAGAAGAGUUUGGAAAGGCUAUUUAUAAGAGCUGCCGGGCUUAUCGAACAUCAAAGACGAGAAAUCGCGAGUAGGAUGAAUGGUAGCCCACUGCUAAGCCGGCUACAGUAGUAAUCCAGUGCAAUGGCGAGCGGUAUCGCGCGGAGAGACAUGUCAUCCGUCAAAAUUCUCGUCCUUUUAGUGGUCGUUCUGUCAGCGUUCGCGCAUUCACAAAACACACUGUUCAACGAUGUGCAAUCGGUCAUCAAGUCCAUAUUCAAGACCACCCGUGAUCCCGCUAUGUUCAAUCUGUACACCAGAGAAAAUCCGUUUGGCGAGGAGCAGCUGUUUUUAAACAACACCGAGGUUCUUUACGCAUCUCACUUCAAUGAAAGUCGACCAACGAAAUUCAUUAUUCACGGAUUUAGUGACACCGGAAACGAAGCCUGGGUACGAGGUUUGAUAGAUGCGUAUCUACUUCAUGAAGAUGUAAAUGUGAUAGUAGUCGGAUGGGGAGUUUUGGCGGCCGACGUUUAUCCAGUAGCGGCAAACAACACACGGAAAGUGGGCGAGUUCCUCGGAGAUUUUUUAGAAUUUUUGAAUCGCGAAUCGAAUCUUGAGUACAAGGAUGUUCACAUCAGUGGUCAUAGCUUGGGUUCACACGUGGCAGGAUACGCUGGAGCUUACUUGGAUGGACGUAUUGGCAGAAUAACAGGCCUAGAUCCAGCUAGUCCGUUGUUUGAAACAGUCUUCGGAAUUGUCGAUCCAGAAUACAGAUUAGAUCCAACCGAUGCCCAAUUCGUGGACGUAAUUCAUACGAGCGGACCUGCCUUUGGAUUUUUGGCUCCACUUGGCCACGCUGAUUUUUAUCCUAACAGUGGAAAGUUUCCACAACCUGGUUGCUCGUUUCUACCAACUACAACUUACUGCAGCCAUUCGCGAGCUCAUCAGUACAUGACAGAGAGUAUAGGCAGUACGGCUGGUUUUAAAGCAAGAACCUGUGAAAAUUGGGAGAAAUACAUAGAAGGACGUUGCGAUUACAAUCCGAUUGUUCUGAUGGGAGAAUACGCGUCCACGUCGUUGCGAGGAAAAUUUUACUUAACAACAAACGACGUACCUCCGUUCGCAAUAGAAUGAGCGAGAAUGGACAUUUGGAACAACUCUACAUAAUGAUGAUCCUGUAUUUGCGGCAUCAAAAUGAUCUGUACUAGUCAUUUACAAGUUACUUUAUUUAUGCAGCGUGCGCAAUUUUAUUCGAAUUCUACAUUUUCUUUUUUUUUUUUUUUUAAUUAAUCGGACGAACGAGAUUGAAAUCGGUGGUGAACCGGUAUCGUUUCAUGUCGUACAACAAAAGUACAAAUUAUAUUAAUUAAAAUGACACGUGUUAAUGACACUUUCUCUCGUUAGCGUACUUUUGCAGAAUGAAAUAGAAAUAAACGUUGUAUUGGUUACUUUGAAA